Cotesia congregata is the source of this 534-nucleotide messenger RNA. The record is from the annotation of a GenBank genome assembly. NCBI's taxonomy places the organism in Eukaryota, Metazoa, Arthropoda, Insecta, Hymenoptera, Braconidae.
AUGCCAGGGCUGACCUUGAACUCGCUGAACACGCCGUCGCCCAAGAAGCUCUUCACCUGCCAACUGUGUGGCAAGGUGCUGUGCAGUAAAGCAUCACUAAAGCGCCACGUUGCCGACAAGCAUGCUGAACGACAAGAGGAGUACCGAUGUGUCAUCUGCGAGCGAGUAUACUGCUCGCGUACGGGCAAUGGGAUGCAUCCAACGUCGACGCUUCCCACAAAUAUAUACCGUAUGCCGCCGCCAACAGCGGGAGGUAUAAAUGAGCCACAGGAAUGCCCCUACUGCCGCCGUACCUUUUCCUGCUAUUACUCGUUAAAACGUCACUUUCAGGAUAAACACGAACAAUCAGAUACUUUGUACGUGUGUGAGUUUUGUAACCGUCGUUAUCGAACUAAAAAUUCAUUGACGACGCACAAAAGUCUUCAGCACCGUGGCUCAAGCGGGAUGUUGAAGAGGCUGCUGAAGACAUCCGCCAUGAAGAGUGUCUUGGCAGCGCAGCAUCACCCACCGAUCCAGCAACAAUUGCCCCAAUGA